Cynoglossus semilaevis (tongue sole) is the source of this 1326-nucleotide messenger RNA. It is a transcript of the gene got1l1, whose product is annotated as glutamic-oxaloacetic transaminase 1 like 1. Gene Ontology annotation, biological process: L-aspartate biosynthetic process. The record is from RefSeq and is a predicted model, not a curated record. Gene Ontology annotation, cellular component: cytosol. Gene Ontology annotation, molecular function: L-aspartate:2-oxoglutarate transaminase activity; pyridoxal phosphate binding. The transcript is spliced from 8 exons. Bases 1 to 1290 code for a protein of 429 amino acids. Lineage: Eukaryota; Metazoa; Chordata; Actinopteri; Pleuronectiformes; Cynoglossidae.
AUGAGGGGUCAGAACAUUGGCCAUGGUGAAAAACCCAACCAAACUGAAGAUCUGGGAGGUCAAGGCUCACUAGCACCACCAGCAGCAGUGAGUCCUGAAACAAGACUGCUGUCUGCCUUCAAGAAAGACACAGAAGACAGGAAAGUUGACUUAGCCAGAACAGAAUAUUUUAGCGAGGAAGGAAAAACCUUUGAAUUCCGUAUUGUUGAAAAAAUAAAGAAGCAACUGAGUAUGCAUCCCACUUAUGGUCCAGAAUGUUCAUCAGAUCUUGGCCUGACAGAAUUUACCAGACGGGUCACCGAGGUCACUUUGGGAAAGAGCGCUCGGGCUUUAAUGGAGAGCAAGGUAUUAGGAGUCCUAACUACGGGUUUUACAGCAGCAGUGCAUCUUGGGGCUUCACUCCUAGAGCACUGGAGCAUCUAUGUUUCUUGGAAUUCUAUAUACUGUACAUGUUGCCCUGGUCCUUCCGUAGACUCUGUGGCUAGAAUCUUCCAGUCAGCAGGAGUCCCAGAUAUCCGUUACUAUCAUUACUGGGACAACAAGAGAUGCUGCAUUUGUUUGGAAAACCUUUUGGCAGAUCUGGAGAAGGCUCCUGAGAACAGUGUGGUGGUACUGUCAGCCUCUGCUCACUACCCGACAGGAGCUGAUCUGUCUCAGGAUCACUGGUAUCUGAUUGCAAAUCUAAUCAUGAGGCGCAAACUAUUUUCUUUUUUUUUGCUGCCUUUCCAUGGCCUGUGUUAUGGAGAUUUACAGAGGGAUGCUUGGCCUGUGCAGCAUUUUGAAUCAAAAGGAAUGGAGUUUUUUUGUGCUCAGUCACUCUCACACAGCUUUGGCCUCAGUGGUGACCCACUUGGACACCUUCUUUGUGUGUCAAAGAGGAAGUCCCGCCUGUCUUCCCUAAAGUUGGAAGCGGCAGAUUUAGUCACAUCGUUGUGUGAAGCACCAUCUGCUGGAGGAGUAUAUGUGGUUACAGCGGUGCUCAGUAAUCCAGCUCAUUGUGCUGGAUGGCAGACUGAGGUGAAGAACGUUGUCAGUCGAUGUAUGUUAAUCAGAUACAUGUUGAGAGAGAAGCUGAGGCUUCUGGGAAAUCCAAGCUGCUGGAACCACCUUACUCAACAACGAGGUCUCUUCUGCUACAUCGGAUUAAACGCUCACCAGGUGGAAUUUCUGUCUGCGGUCAGACACGUGUACCUCCUCCCUGACGGCUGUCUGAAUGUGAGUGCCAUCAAUGGUAAUAACCUGGACUACAUAUCUGAGUCCAUUCAUCUGGCUCUAACAGUUUCUCCGUGACACCACCAAUGACCCCCUUUGUUUAACAAUGGAAAU